Molecule: messenger RNA, 360 nt
Organism: Dujonia railenensis
Lineage: Eukaryota; Fungi; Ascomycota; Pichiomycetes; Serinales; Debaryomycetaceae
Source: the annotation of a GenBank genome assembly
AUGGCUCCAAUUACCAACAAGAAAGCUAAGGCUGCUAAGAAGUUCGUCGUUGACACUUCUGCUCCAACUGAAAACGGUGUCUUUGACCCAUCUUCAUACGUCAAGUUCUUGAUUGAAAACAUCAAGGUUGAUGGUAUUGCUGGUAACUUAGGUGACGAAAUUACCGUCACUGAAGAAGGUUCCAAGGUUAUUGUUGUUUCUAACACCAAGUUCUCCGGUAAGUACUUAAAGUACUUAUCCAAGAGAUACUUAAAGAAGAACCAAAUCAGAGACUGGAUCAGAUUCGUCUCUGUUAAGCAAAACCAAUACCAAUUACAAUUCUACUCCGUUGCUGACGAAGAAGAAGAAGAUGACGAAUAG